AUUCAGAAGGAACCAUCGCAAGGCGGGGGAGGCGAUCAAAGGUCGAUGUUGAUACAGGAGCGUGUGGCUCUGAUAAAUAUUUGGAAACUUCAAAUACUGAUAGAAAGGCGCGCAGCGGAGGGUUUUGAAAGCUCUGUUUGGAGACAGGACAGAGACUAAGUCCUUGUGGUGGAGCUUUUUUUUCAUACGCUUCCCCCCCUUAAGGAAUGGUAUGGCUUAAGACAUGUGCUUUUCCUUCCCGGAGGCAGCAAAGAAACGUUUUGAGGACGUUUAUGGGGGAAACAGGAUGAGAAUAGACCUUCCCCUUGAAUGAAUUCUUCCUGGUAUCGGGCUCAAGGCAGCUGUCAUCAUCCUCCUCCUCCAUCUCAUCCCCACAACAACAACCCUGCGAGCUUUCUUGACCACUAAAAUGGACCAAGAGUCAGAACUUGAAUCCUCACUGAGCCAGAUCAUGAGCCAAGAGACCUUCCAGGACCUGUGGAAUACCGUGCUGCAGCCGGGCAGUAGCACCUUCCCGGACCCAUGCCAGAUAGAGGAUGUGACCUUGGGCCUGCCGCCGUCGGGCGAGCUUGUCGACCUGUCCUUCCCGGAAGAGGGGAGAUAUUCCAGGGCAGAGGAAGAUGGAAAUCCCAUCCCUCCACUGGAAACUGUGGGGCCCAUCCAGACCUCCUCCGUCCCUUCCACAGAGGACUAUGUCAAUGAAUACGGCUUCGAGCUGGUCUUUGAGCAGUCGGGGGUCUCCAAAUCCAUCACCUGCACGUACUCGCCGAUUCUGAAGAAGCUCUUCUGCCAGCUGGCGAAGACCUGCAAGGUGCUGAUCAAGGUGGACUUGCCGCCGCCCGCGGGCUCCUUCGUCCGCGCCAUGGCCGUCUACAAGAAAUCGGAGCACAUCGCCGACGUGGUGAAGCGCUGCCCCCACCACGAGCGGGCCACGGAGUACAACGACGGCGUGGCCCCCGCCGACCACCUGAUCCGUGUGGAGGGGAACAGGCAGGCCCGGUACAUCUCCAGCGAGGACACGCAGCGCCACAGCGUCAUCGUUCCUUACGAGAUGCCCCAGGUGGGCUCGGCGUACAGCACGGUGCUGUACAACUUUAUGUGCAACAGCUCCUGCAUGGGGGGCAUGAACCGGCGCGCCAUCCUGACCAUCAUCACCUUGGAGACCCCUCAGGGCCAGCUCCUCGGGCGCCGCUGCUUCGAGGUCCGAGUGUGUGCCUGCCCCGGCCGGGACCGCCGGACAGAGGAGGAAAACUACCAGAAGGCGCCUGGCCGUGACAAGAAAUUGAAGAAGGCUCUCCCACAAGGCAGUGUGUCCGAAAACUCGAAGAAGGUUGCAAAGACCGGCACCAACGCCUCUGAAAGCGGAACGUACACUCUCCAGAUCCGCAACCGCAAACACUACCAAAUACUGAAACGGUUACUGGAGGCCCUCGAAUUUCAAGAAUUGUGGCAACCAACAGAAGCAGAGAGCCAAAAGCCAGCCAAGGGGCUCCUAAAAGCCCAAAAACAAGAUGCCUCGCCCAGCUCAUUUAGAAUGGAACACUGCUCCUCUGCAUUUCAGGAAGAAAGCGAUGAAGACGAGGAACCUGGCCCUGUUCAAAAGAAACUGAAGAAGGAAAAUGAGGACUAGCACCAUUCCUAGCCCCCUCCUUUGUCUAAUUUGGACCUUUUCUAUCCCCCACCCAAUCCCACCUGCUUUUCCCAAUUUGUCUGUCUGAGAGCGCAGGUUGUCUGUCAAGCAACACGUUCUCCUGAUGUGGGGGGCUCCUGGGACCACCCGCUAAUCCCCGCAGCUCCCUCUCUGACCACGAGUUCAGGGAAGUAUGUAGCCAGUCUUUCUCAACAUAGUGUCUUCCAGAUGUAUGGGACUACAACGCCCAUCAUUCCCUCCUAGCAAUAUUGAUGGUUUCCCUCACGGUGUCAGCCAGAGGGGUCUGUUUCCAACACCGCUCCUCUUAGGAAGCCAGCAAUACCAAGGAAUCACCACUGCCAUAUUGAUUGCCAGCUAUUAUGGGCUGGCGGUGUUUCCAGCUAGCUGGGCUAGAAAAACUGGGUUGUUUGGGGCUGGUCCCUGCUAGCAGCCCCUUCCCUCUUCCAAAAGAAGGAAUUUUCUAAUGUGUUGAUUUCUGUUCCCCGAAAUCCAAAGUGACACUACAAUUCCUUCCACCCUGCACAGUAUUUAAGCAUCAUGUUUACCUCCCCUCACACCCAGCCCCCUUCUUGUAUAAGUUUUAGUUCCUUAGAUUGCCUUCUGAUUAUUUUUUGUAUCAGCCCAUUUUUUUUUGUACUUUAAUAAAUUUCCUUUCUGAAAA
Molecule: messenger RNA, 2312 nt
Organism: Varanus komodoensis (Komodo dragon)
Lineage: Eukaryota; Metazoa; Chordata; Lepidosauria; Squamata; Varanidae
Gene: TP53
Product: tumor protein p53
Exons: 11
Coding region: 410-1630 (406 amino acids)
Biological process (GO): regulation of transcription by RNA polymerase II; apoptotic process; protein tetramerization
Cellular component (GO): nucleus
Molecular function (GO): protein binding; RNA polymerase II cis-regulatory region sequence-specific DNA binding; DNA-binding transcription factor activity, RNA polymerase II-specific
Source: RefSeq, a predicted model, not a curated record